Pseudozyma flocculosa PF-1 is the source of this 2871-nucleotide messenger RNA. RefSeq lists its product as uncharacterized. NCBI's taxonomy places the organism in Eukaryota, Fungi, Basidiomycota, Ustilaginomycetes, Ustilaginales, Ustilaginaceae. Gene Ontology annotation, biological process: proteolysis. The record is from RefSeq and is a predicted model, not a curated record. The transcript is spliced from 4 exons. The coding region runs from base 1 to 2871 and encodes 956 amino acids. Gene Ontology annotation, molecular function: serine-type peptidase activity.
AUGUCAAAGAUGCCCGGCGCACAGGCCAAGACCGUCGCGCCCUACGGCACCUGGGACUCGCCCAUCUCCACAGACAGCCUCGCACAGAAGCGCAUCAGCUUCGGCGACCUCAUCGUCGUCCCAGCCAACGACGACAAACCCGACGACCAACCCGAACUCAUCUUUGUCGAAAACAGGCCACAGGAAAGGGGCAGGGCAGCCCUCGUACACACCACAGGCGGCGGUUCCAUCGACGGCGCCCGCGACCUCACUGCGGGCAACCACAACGCCCGCUCCGGCGUCCACGAGUACGGCGGCGGCGCCGCAGCCCGUCUCGCAGACGGCUCCUUCCUCUUCACAGACUACAACCCCAAAUCCUUCGACGUACUCAGAACCAGCCUCGACACCCAGCCGCACGUCGUCACCCCAGAAAACGCCGCUCACCGCUUUGCCGACUUUGGAUCGCACCCGACCGACCCCAACCUGGCGCUCGCAAUCCUCGAAGACCACACCAUCGAUGAACCCAGCAAGGUCAUCAACAGCCUCGUGUGCAUCGACCUGUCAACCACGCCCGCCACCAUCCACACACUGCGCGCCGGAAGGCAGGGUUCCCGCGACGCUACGACGAAGCCCGACGACGGCUCCGACCGCGACUUUUACACCUUCCCACGCUUCUCGCCAAACGGGAGGUACGUCGCCUGGAUCUCGUGGCUCCAUCCAAGCAUGCCCUGGUGGGGAACCGAGCUCUGGAUCGCCCACUUUCACCGGGACGGUGACGGCGCGCCCACGCUCUCCCACGCCCAAUCGGUCCGCGUCGGGCCCCAGGGCAAGGACGAGGCCCUGCAGCAGCCGGUCUGGGCGAUUCCCCGCGAUCCGCUGCAGAAGUCCUCGGAUCUGCUCUUCACCAGCGACGCCACCAACUUCAGCAACCUCUACAGCGUCCACGUCGACGGUGGCGAAGGCGACGAGGCUCAGCAGCGACUCAGCGUGUCCGAACCCAAGGCCAUUCUGCCCGAGCCCGUCAAGAGAGACUUCAGCCCGCCUUGCUGGACCCUCAACAACUCGUCCUUCGUGCCACUGACCCCCGACCUCCUGGUAGUCACCCUGACAAAGGGCGCCAAGGACGCCAUCGGCCUCAUCAACCUCCGCAAGCCCCGCGUCAUCCAGCUCGACAGUCCCUUUGUCGCCGUCUCGCAGCUGCGUCGCUUGACCGCCACGUCCUUCGCUCUGGUCGUCACGCGCGACGACGAGCCCUCGACGCUGGUCACGGUCGACCUGCGCGGUCUUGCGGCCAGCGGCUACAAGGUGACCGACAGCAACAUCCGGGUCAUCAAGAGGAGCAGCGACAUUGUCUUCGACGGCACAAUCUCGAAGGACCUUCUCAGCGUUGGCGAGGAGAUCGAGUUCCCGACCGAGCUGCCGGACGGUACGCCCUCAACCUCGCACGCCGUCAUCUUCCCGCCCAAGAACCCGCGCUACACGGCACCUGCGGGCACCAGCCCACCGUGCAUCUUCACCAUCCACGGCGGCCCGACGAGCUCGGCACACUCCGGUCUCGCACUGGCAAACCAGUUCUGGACGUCGCGCGGCUGGAUGGUGUGCUCUGUCAACUACGGAGGCAGCACCGGCUACGGGCGCGACUUCAUGGACCGACUCUCGGGUCAGUGGGGCGUCGUCGACGUGCAGGACUGCAUCUCUGCAGCCGAAUACCUCGGAUCCCCCGCGAGCGGCAGCAGCAAGCGUUUCAGCGAACUGUCGGCUGCCGAGGCCGAUGCGGUCCGCAGGCAGCUCAAGCAGGCACGUCGGGACCGAGCGUCUCUGACCGAGACCAAGACGAGCAAUGGCUCGACGCAGGUCACUCUGCGAAACACGGCUAGCACAUGGAGCUGGAUCGAUCUGCUGGUCGCUGCAGGUGUGGCAACCUCCUUUGCGACUUCGCUGAUCUCGCCGCUCGGUCGUCAGGUGGCUGCGGGCGGCGCGCUGGUAUGGCUGUGGAACAAGCUGCGCCGCGUCGACAGCCAGACCCUCACCGUGAUCCCAUCCGUCGGGCUGCAGAUCUCCACCACCCGAGGUCUCUCGCUGCCGUUUGCCCCGAGCCUACGCCUCUUCACGACCAAGAGCAGCCGCCUGAUCCCACGCGACAGGAUCCUAGACGUCUACGUGGGCGAAGGGUUCCGACGCUGGUCCGUCAUCGACUACCUUGCCCUCGUCGAAAAGGAUGGCAGGAGAGACGACGUCGAGAAGCCGGGCACAAGGGCCGGGAAAGUCGUCGACCUCUUUUCAGAACUCUCGCCGAGGCUCUCGGUCGUCGAAAAAGUCUAUCGGACCAUCUACCCGGCCCUCUUUGGCCAACAGGGCAAGGGUCUGGCAGAGUCGUCGUCGUCGUCGUCCAAGGGCAGGAAGAAGCGGCUGCCGCUGGCCGAUCCGAACGCCAUUGUCAUCUCGGGUGGAUCCGCCGGCGGCUACACUGUGCUCCUCUCGCUCUGCCUGUCGCGGAUCUUCUCGUCGGGCACAUCGCGGUACGGCGUGGGCGACCUGAAGCUGCUCGCGGCCGACUCGCACAAGUUUGAGUCGCAGUAUCCGUUCAAGCUGAUCGGAGGUACGCCAGACGAGGUGCCGGACGUGUACAGGGACAGGUCGCCCAUCUACCUCGCCGACCGGAUCGAGGCGCCGCUCCUGGUCCAGCAGGGCACCGAGGACAAGGUCGUACCGCCCAACCAGAGCGAGGUCAUUGUCGACAGCAUCAGAAAGCGGGGCGGAAGGGUCGAGUACCUCUUGUUCCAAGGCGAGGGCCACGGCUUCCGAUCCGCCGACAACCAGAAGAAAUCGCUGCAGGCCGAGCUGGACUGGUACAACGACGUCUUGCACCUCUCCCCCACCCAGGGCCAGUAG